AUGGCGGAAUAUCCUGCUCUGAGAGGUCCAGGGAUUUUGGCAUUGAUAUCAGAAGGAAGACAAGAAGGAAAAGCAUGGAGAGAUCUCAUUGAAAAGAAAAUCCCAUACAGCCCCACUCUUUGUCGUAAAGACAAAGUGAUUAAAUUAGUGGAUCAGCUGUGGACAUGGUAUUCUGGGAUUUCAGUAAGGAAGGAGAUUGAUUCAGCCCCAGGAAUUAUGAAUCUCCUGCUUCUGCUUUUGCUUCUACUGAUGUCCCAGCCGGUCUCUGGGAAGCUGAGAAUGAAGUGCCCACUGAGUUUGGAAAACCAGGAUGGAGAAAAGCCAUGGAGCUAUUAUAGGCCAGGCGAUCUUGUCAUUGGUAUAGUCAUCUCUCCAUCAACAAUAGCAGAUGCAACAUUACCUUUCAACAGGGCUCCUUCUAGGCAGAUUCAGUUUUUAUCUCAUCGAAAGAAAUACAUACUACGUGUGAUUUUCAAUAUUGAAGUUUUUAAUAAAAAUGAUCAGCCCCCGCACAAUCUCACACUUGGCUGCAACAUCCAUGACAACUAUGAUAACACCCUCGGCACUUCAGAUGCCUUGCUGGACAUGCUGUCUACCGGAGAAGCCAAUGUUCCCAACUACAGCUGUAGAAGGAAGGACAACCUUUUGGCACUUGUUGAUAGAGCUCACAGAGACAUUUCCAUCCAGAUGUCAACUUUAGCAGGUGCCUACAAAUUUCCACAGAUCAAUGAGAAAACUGCUUCAGAGGCUCUGAGUGAUAAAAGUCGAUUCCCUUUUUUCCAUCCAAUGCUCCCCAAAGAAGGGUUUCAGUAUCCAGCAAUUGUCCAACUGCUCCUCCAUUUUGGAUGGACUUUGAUUGGUCUCUUUGCUCCAGACACAGAGAAGGGAGAAAAUUUCAUGAGAACUUUUACCCCUAUGCUUGUGAGGAAUGCAAUUUGUGUUGUUAUAUCACAACAAUUCUCAGUGACUGGAAAUACAGCAGCCCUCAGGAAUGCCCUCUCUAUUUGGAAACAAGUCAAUGUCUUUGUUCAUUUCAUAGAAAUGGAGUCCAUUUUUGACAGAAUUCUUCCCUUCCAUUUAGCACUUAGGCAUUUACCAGAACCUAUUCAAGGGAAAGUCUGGAUCAUGACAAUGGUUGGAGGAUAUUCAAUAAAAGAAAACAGGCAUUACAAGUACGUCCAUAGUAUUUGGAGCUUUCCUUCUAAGUGGAAAAAAAGUUGGCAAAAAGAUGAUGCCUAUAAAGGUGUUUUCUUUGUGGAACCUGAAUUUCAAGAUGAGUAUUUUCAUUGUGCUAUUUCAAAACACGUCUUUUCUGUCAAAGGCCGGAGAAGAUGCACCCAGAAAGCUCCAGUGGAGACCGAAGAGAAAAAGAAUAGGGAGCAAAUCAAAAAUGAUCGCAGUGUGUACAGUGUCAUUAAGAUUCUGGCCCACACAUUAAAUUCUGCAUCCAAUUCCAAGAGGGGAAGAAAAAAGGGAGAAGAGAGUUUGGGGGUUCAGAGGCUUCAUCCAUGGCAGUUCCAUCCAUAUUUAAAGCAGAAUGAAUUGUACAAUCUUUCUUUGUUGAAAGUGUAUUUGGACCAAAAUGGAGACAUAGCAGCAGAUCUGCGGAUCAUUAGUAGGCUGUUUCUGCCCAAGAAGGAUCCCAUCAACAAGGAAUUGGGGAGUUUUGAAAGUCAAAGAAUUAUAAUCAACCAAGAUGUUUUGUCACAGCUAAAGUUGCUGAACAAGUCUCUGCCUCAGUCCAAAUGUGUGGAAAAAUGUCAGCCAGGAUUUGUCAAGAAAGUUCGAGAAGGAGAACCAGUUUGCUGCUAUGAUUGUGUUCCUUGUCCAGAAGGGACCAUCUCAACUCAGGAAGACACUGAAAAAUGCACAAAGUGCCCAGAAGAACAAUGUCCAACCAAGAACCGAGUCCAAUGUAUCCCCAAAAGAAUAACCUUCCUGUCCUAUGAAGAACCUCUGGGCAUCAUCCUCGUCUGCUUUGCCCUACUCUUGUUCCUAACCACAGGCUUUGUUUUAGUCAUAUUUAUUAAACAUCUAGAAACUCCCAUUGUCAAAGCCAACAACCGAGACCUCUCUUACAUCCUCCUGAUCUCCCUCUUGCUUUGUUUUCUGUCCUCCUUUCUUUUCAUUGGCCAGCCAAGGAAAGCCACUUGUUUUCUCCGGCAAACAAUGUUCAGCAUUGUCUUCUCAGUAGCUGUGUCUUCUGUGUUGGCCAAAACAAUCAUGGUGGUGCUGGCUUUCCUGGCCUCAAAACCAGGAAACAAGAUGAGAAGAUGGUUAGGAAAGACCUUGGCCAACACUAUCAUCCUUUCUUGUUCUGGUGUCCAAAUUUUCAUUUGUGUCAUGUGGCUGGGAAUUUCCCCCCCAUUCCCUGAUUCUGACAUGCACUCUCAGCCUGGAAAAAUCAUCCUUCAAUGCAAUGAAGGCUCUGUUACCAUGUUUUAUAUUGUCCUCGCCUACAUGGGUUUCCUUGCUAUCAUUUGCUUCGUGGUGGCUUUCUUGGCCAGAAACCUGCCUGGGGCCUUCAAUGAAGCCAAACUGAUCACUUUCAGCAUGCUGGUCUUCUGCAGUGUCUGGAUUUCCUUCCUUCCCACCUACCUGAGCACCAAAGGGAAAUACAUGGUGGCCGUGCAGGUCUUUUCCAUCUUGGCCUCUGGUGCUGGACUGCUGGGCUGCAUCUUCCUCCUCAAGUGCUACAUUAUCAUCCUUAGACCUGAUCUAAACACUAAGGAACAUCUCAUGAUAAAAAUAGGGAAGUGA
Molecule: messenger RNA, 2760 nt
Organism: Pseudonaja textilis
Lineage: Eukaryota; Metazoa; Chordata; Lepidosauria; Squamata; Elapidae
Source: RefSeq, a predicted model, not a curated record